GAUAGAUUCGAAGUUUUAACAAAUAUGUGGAGAACGCUAUAAAGUCCUAAUGGGAAGUCACCGACGCGACGUUUGAGCCAUCGACUGAUGCUCGCUCGUCCUUUGUUGGCGGCCUAUGAGAAGAGAAGAAUUUGCAGUCAGGAAGCUGAAACUAAGCAUCAUAUCGUAGUCUGAUGGAGUCACCAAAUUUAUCACAACCUGAAUAUCAGCAUGUUUUAAACAUGGAAGCAAAAAGCACCGUUCAGAGUGGGGAGAAGAGUUUCAAGUGUUCUGUAUGUAGAAAAGGCUUCAGCCAAUCAACCGGCCUCAAGAACCACAAAUGCAGUCAUACUGGGGAGAAACUGUGGAAAUGCAGGGAUUGUGAGAAAGGAUUCAGUCACCGCUAUGCGCUGAAAAUUCAUCAACGUGUUCACACUGGAGAGAGGCCUUUCAUCUGCUUCAAGUGUGGGAAGGGAUUCACUAAGUUAUCCACCCUGCUCACACACCAGCGAGUUCACAGUGAGGAGGGACCUUUUAAAUGUACAGACUGUGGGAAAUACUUUAAAAGUUCCAGUGAUCUGAUGUCCCACGAAUGUAUUCAUAAUGAAGAGAAAAGGUUCAGAUGCUCUCACUGUGAGGCUGGCUUCAAGUGGUCAUCUCAACUGACUGUGCAUGAGCGCAUUCAUACUGGGGAGAGGCCAUUCACCUGCUCUGAAUGUGGAACUGGAUUCACUCAGUCGAAUCACGUCAAGGCACACCAGCAGGUUCACACUGAGGCGAGACCUUUUAAAUGCCCAAAGUGCAAAAAGUGCUAUAAAAGUUCAAGCCAUCUGCAGUCCCAUCAACGUGUUCACACUGAUGAGAGACCUUUUAAAUGUUCACAGUGCAGUAAGUGCUUUAAAAGUUCCAGGGAACUGAUAGUCCAUCAACGUGUUCACACUGACGAGAGACCUUUCACAUGCUCUCAUUGUGGAACUGGGUUCAAGAGGUCAUCUCAACUUACCAUACACCAACGUCUUCACACUGGGGAGAGGUCAUUUAUCUGCUCUGAAUGUGGGCAGGUAUUCAUUCGGUUCUCCACACUGUUGACACACCAGCGAGUUCAUUCUGGGGAGAGGCCAUUCACCUGCAAUGUGUGUGGAAAGGAAUUCAUUGAGUCAUCCCAACUCACGGCACACCAACGAGUUCACACUGAGGAGAGACCUUUCAAAUGUCCAGACUGUGGGAAGUAUUAUAAAACUGCUAGGGAAUUGAAGUUACACCAACGUAUUCACACUGAUAAUAGACCAUUCAGGUGCUCCCACUGUGGGACUGGGUUUAGAUGGUCAUCUCAUCUCACUGCACAUGAGCGUACUCACACUGGAGAGAGACCGUUCACCUGCUCCGAGUGUGGGAAGGGAUUCACUCAGAAAAUCCACUUGAUGACACACCAGCGAGUUCACACUGAGGAGAGACCUUUUAACUGUGCAGACUGUGGGAAGUGUUACAAAAGAUCCUGGGAUCUGAUGCGUCAUCGACGUGUUCACUCUGAGAGGCCUUUUAAAUGCCCAGAGUGUAGGAAGUGCUUUAAAAGUUCUGACGAGUUGAUGCUCCAUCAACAAUGUUCACACCAAUGAGAGGCUGUUCAGGUGCUCUCACUGCAUGUCUGACUUCAGGCGAUCAUCUCAACUCUGUACAUCAGUGAGCUCACAAUGGGGAGAGACCACCUAAGGCCUGUUGAUGUCUAUGUUCUCUAAGUUUCCAAUGUUUAGAUUUGAGAUUCUAAUUCCAGAAUUAAGUAUAUCACAUUUAAACUCAAUUAAAAAUUCUACAAUAUUAUGAUCACUAAACAGCAAAGUAAUAGUUUUAUACAAUUCUAACAUAACCUACCUGCUUUUAAACUCUAUGCUAAUAAAGGCAAAUAUCUCAUAUGCCUUUUUAAAAACUUUUAUCCAUUCUGUGACCUCAAGAGACAGGCGGACGUGCACACUAAGGUCCUUCUGAUUCUCGGUGCUUCUCAGGAUCCUUUAUCAUUUAUUCCCUUGUUUGUCCUGCCCAAGUGCAUCACCUCACCAAUGAAUGAAUAAGAAAGAGGAUAGGGGUGAUAUUUGGGAAGGAUGUUGGUAGGAGAAUGGUUUAAGUUGCUGUUUAUGUUAUGGUAGUUCAAAAUUGUCAUAUACGUACAAAGCCUUUUUUCUUUUGUGUAAUAAACUUGUUUGUUUAGUUAAAAGAACA
Messenger RNA from Stegostoma tigrinum, 2193 nucleotides. RefSeq names its product zinc finger protein 229-like. The coding region runs from base 174 to 1595 and encodes 473 amino acids. The transcript has 2 exons. NCBI's taxonomy places the organism in Eukaryota, Metazoa, Chordata, Chondrichthyes, Orectolobiformes, Stegostomatidae. The record is from RefSeq and is a predicted model, not a curated record.